Cyprinodon variegatus (sheepshead minnow) is the source of this 1978-nucleotide messenger RNA. RefSeq names its product ribonuclease inhibitor-like. The transcript is spliced from 5 exons. Gene Ontology annotation, molecular function: protein binding. The annotation marks the transcript as partial. Lineage: Eukaryota; Metazoa; Chordata; Actinopteri; Cyprinodontiformes; Cyprinodontidae. The record is from RefSeq and is a predicted model, not a curated record.
UGUCUCUUAAAAUUAAGCUGUUUUUAUUUCUCACUGUCUUCUAGGCUCAAUGAUUGCAACCUGUCAGAGAGAAGUUGUGAAGCUCUGACCUCAGUUCUCAGCUUACAGAAAUCAGGCUUGAGAGAACUGGACCUGAGCAACAACGACCUGCAAGAUUCAGGAGUAAAACUCCUGUCUGCUGGACUAGAGAGUUCACACUGCAAACUGGAAAUCCUCCGACUUUCAGGCUGUAUGAUAACGGAUGUAGGCUGUUCUUCUCUGGCCUCUGCUUUGACCUCCAACCCAAACCAUGUAAGAGAGCUGGAGCUGAACUACAAUCACCCAGGAGAGGAAGGAAUCAAACUGCUGGUAGCUGGACUGAAUAACCCAUCCUGGAGGCUGGAUACCCUUAGCAUGGAACAUGGAGGAGAGGAACGGAUGAAGCCUGGACUGUUGAAGUAUCUCUGUAAACUCACUCUGGACUUGAACACCAUAAACAGAAGAAUGAACCCAGUCGAGCCGAGGAGGGUGUAUGGGUUAAGAGAAAAGCAGCCAUUCCCGGAUCAUCCAGAGCGGUUUGAAUGCUGCCAGGUUCUGUGUGAGAAGCCUCUGGCUGGACGUUGCUACUGGGAGGUUACCUGGAGGGGAGGAGUGUAUGUGGCUGUGAGCUACAGAGGGAUCAAAAGAAAAGGAAUCAAUGCUGAUUCUUGGUUUGGCUGGAAUAAUCAAUCCUGGAGUAUUUUUAGCACUAACGACAGAGAUUAUGUUUUCUGGCAUGACAGAAAAAAAAAGGUUGUCCGGACUUCUUCCUUCUGUGUGUCCUGCAAAAUAGGAGUCUAUGUGAACUGUGCUGCUGGGACUGUCUCCUUCUACUGUGUCUCUGGUGACACAAAGGUCCACCUCCACACCUUCAACACCACCUUCACUGAACCGCUUUAUGCCGGCUUUGGGCUCUGGAGUGCAGGUUCCUCUUUUCUUAUCAAAUGUUUGUAGGGAGGAUCUCAAUUAGAGUUAAACACAGGAAGCAGCUAUCAGAUAUUUCUGAAAGAUCCCCCCCGAGUUGUUGGAACAGGAAAGUUUCGGGACAUUUGGAGAUGCAAAAUUUCUCCUUUCUGAAAGUUAUCUAAAUUGCAGUGUACCAGAUGGCUCUGGCAAGCCAGAUGUACCUUGCAGCAGCUUGCUCCCCUCUUGCUGACAACGGAGCCGAAGUUGAGAAAUGUGGGCUACCUCUCAGCUGCUGAAAGCCCCACAAAAGAAGAGAACCGUAGCAGAAUGCCUCUCCCCUUUGUGUCGAGAACUGAGGAGAAGGCUGCCUACCUCACCUCUUUUCUGUAUAGCAAAUAUAAAGCCACUCCAAGAAUGAAGCAGAAGCCAUGGAGCUGGAGCUUUUCAGAGGGAAUCAACUAGCUGCUACAGGAAAACUGCUGUAACUCCAUGAGCCACGGCUGAGGAACCCCCCCAGUUACUUUGCAGAAAAGAUAAAAAAAAACAUGUUUUUUCUUUAUUUGCUACCUUACUUGUCAUCGAAUGUCGCUUUGGUCUAGUUGCGAACCAGUUUUUGCUUCUGCACCGUCGGUUUCCUGCCAAAGCGCAAGGAAGAGCCUGUUCAAGAACUUCGACGGAUUGUACUUCCGUACCUCCUCGAUUAACCUUCCGUUGUAGCUGUCCAUUGUAGUUGUUCCUCGGUUUUUAAAAAUGGCGCUCCCUGGCACCCAAUCAAGAAGGUCGACCACACAGACAGUCGGAAAGGCAUACCAAGGACCAAUCACAGCUGUUUUUUGUCUGCGCACUUCCACUUGACGUCUGUGCAGGUUUGCGACCGUCUGACGCGUAGUCAGGAUUUUUUUUAGGUGCGCAAUGAAGGUUUCAGAACCUCUGAGCGGGGGGCAUGGUUGCGCACAGAGACGGAUUUGACGGUUGCAGAGGCUAUGCCUCACAAGCAUAAAUUGACCUUAAUUAGAAACAGAUAGCAGUAUGUAACCACACAGGCAUUAUCUGU